Ziziphus jujuba (common jujube) is the source of this 1579-nucleotide messenger RNA. RefSeq names its product putative FBD-associated F-box protein At5g56700. Lineage: Eukaryota; Viridiplantae; Streptophyta; Magnoliopsida; Rosales; Rhamnaceae. The transcript has 4 exons. Bases 196 to 1503 code for a protein of 435 amino acids. Gene Ontology annotation, molecular function: protein binding. The record is from RefSeq and is a predicted model, not a curated record.
UUAGGUAUCUGUAUUAUAUAUAUAUAUAUAUAUAUCCAUGACACAGGCGCGAUCUCUAAAUUAUUGUUAGAUUUUAUUAAUAUCAGAUCGCAGAGAAUUCAGAUCGGUGGUACGGGAAGCUAGUAAUCACUCUUAGGGAAGGAGAUUGAGAAUUCGCGUCAAGGUUGCUGCUCUUCUUCUCUACAGAAAAACGAGAUGUCAGAAUUCAAUCGGGACGACAAAAUCAGCCACUUGUCGGAUGACAUUCUGGCCAAAAUAAUUUGCAUGUUGCCGCUAAAGGAAGCGGCAGCUACAAGUGUCCUUUCGCAGCGUUGGCGUUAUGUAUGGACAUCUGCUACAGAUCUCAAUUUCGAAGGAGAACAACUGUUUCACUGCUUGAAUUCGGAAUUUUAUUCCAAAGAUAAACUUAAUCGUAUGAGGAAAACAUACAUCAACUGGGUAAAUUCUAUAAUCAAUCAGCACGAUGAGCACAAUGGCGGCCUAAUUGAACGCUUGAGAAUUGCCUUCGAUCUUAGUCAUAAAAGUUCAUCUUCGCUCAAUGGGUGGAUUCACUUUGCCAUGGAAAACGGAGUUCAAAUUAUUGAUUUGGAGUUGUUAGAAGGGGGUGGUCUGAGGGGUAUUUCAACCCCUUAUACAUUCCCUUCCAACCUUGAGUUUAAUAAGUUCAAGUCCCUCAAGGUGUUUCGAUCGAUAUCCAUAGAAGUCUGCCAAGAGGUUCUGGAAUCCUUAUUGGGUAAUUGUCCACUUCUUGAACGAUUAGAAGUUAUGGAUUCAUACGCGUUGACCAGUUUAAAGGUUGUUGGACCAUCGCUUCCAUUGAAGCAUUUAAAGUUGUCUCAUUGUUUCAAAAUGGAAAGCCUUGAAAUCUGCGAUGCUUUAAACCUUGUUUCAUUUUAUUUCAAGUAUCCGAGAAUAAGAUUGAUUCUUAGAAACGUACCUAAGCUUGUUGACGUUUACCUCCAUUCCUACAAGCUACAUAGUACCUUCACCAUGCUUUCAUGCUGUGUCUCUCAGCUACACAUUCUUCAAUUGUUUGUUCCAAAGAGAUCUAUUGGCGAAUUUGAUACGUUUCCUAUGUUAACAAAUCUCAAAGAGCUGAAACUGAUAUUUGAUGAAUAUGAUGAUCACGUUAUUUUUUAUAUACCUUCUGUUUUCAAAAUAGCACCCAACUUGAAAAGGCUUCAAUUAAUGUUGAGGUGGUCGAAAGAGGUACAAGGGUCAAUUCCUAAACCUGAAAAUUGCCCUCGUCAUCUUUGCCUCGAGGAAGUGGAAAUAACAGGCUAUUCAAGUCUUCCAAUUAAUGAUGAACUUAUUCUCUACCUGAUUGAGCAUGCAGUUUCAUUGGACAAAAUCAUCGUCAACCCUUGCAUAUUUGAGGAAUGGCCCUUCAAUCAAGAGAUAAAGACAAGUGAAACCCGAGUGGAGGAAGAGCAUGCGAGACGUCAUGCUAGGAAAAAUAUGCAAAAGAAGAUUCCGAAAACUAUAGAAUUUAUGUUACUCUAAUGUAUUUUUUAAUUUAUGUGGACAGUAUAGUAGUGGUGAUUAUAAUUUAAGAAAAAAAAAAAAACAGUUUUACUUA